UAAAAAACAUAACCACCCAAUUAUUUUCUUAUCAGACACAAUUAGGCUAAAUUAACAAUUUAUCAAAAUGAUGAACAUAGAAACCCAGGCCCCACUUAUUGUUGGUGGGGAAAGAACCAGUGGAAAAAAUGUCCGCACACAAAAUGUACUGGCUGCUUCUUCUAUAGCCAACAUUGUGAAAAGUUCUUUGGGGCCAGUUGGCCUUGACAAGAUGCUCGUUGAUGAUGUAGGUGAUGUUACAGUCACCAAUGAUGGAGCUACGAUCCUUAAGCUUCUGGAUGUAGAGCAUCCGGCUGCUAAAGUCCUGUGCGAGCUUGCUGAUCUCCAAGACCAAGAGGUUGGCGAUGGGACAACUUCUGUUGUUCUGAUUGCAGCUGAGCUUCUUAAAAAUGCGGAUCAACUAGCUCAAAGCAAGAUUCACCCAACUUCUAUUAUCAGUGGUUACCGACUCGCAUGUAAGGAGGCAGUUCGUUACAUGAACGAGAAUCUCACAAUCCCUGCUGCAGAUCUAGGAAGAGAUGUAGUCAUCAACUGUGUGAAGACUUCAAUGUCAUCCAAGAUCAUUGGUGUUGAUUCUGAAUUGUUCUCUGGCAUGGUUGUCGAUGCUGCCAAUGCUGUGAAGUUUGUUGAUGCAAAAGGAGUCGCGAGAUAUCCAAUCAAGUCAGUCAACAUACUCAAAGCUCAUGGUAAAAGUGCUAAAGAGAGCAUUUUGGUCAAUGGGUAUGCCAUUAACUGCACUGUUGCUUCUCAAGCGAUGCCAAUGAAGAUCGUCGGUGCAAAGAUUGCAUGUUUGGAUUUCAAUCUUCAGAAGACCAAAAUGAAGAUGGGAGUUCACAUCCUUGUUAACAAUCCUGAGAACUUGGAGGACAUGAGGAAGAGAGAGCUUGACAUCACCAAAGAGAGAAUCGAGAAAAUCAUGGCCACCGGAGCCAACGUCAUUCUCACAACUGGAGGAAUUGAUGAUUUGAAUCUGAAGUAUUUUGUCGAGGCUGGCGCCAUGGGUGUUCGACGAGUUCUGAAAAGAGAUUUAAAACGAGUUGCCAAGGCAACUGGAGCAACACUUUGUUCUACUUUGGCUAACCUGGAAGGUGAAGAAAGUUUUGAUGCCAGCAUGCUUGGUCACGCAGAGGAAGUGGUGCAAGAAAGAAUCUGCGAUGAUGAACUUAUUUUCAUUAAAGGCCCAAAAGUUCGAUCUGCUGCUUCAAUUAUUCUUCGUGGGCCAAACGAUAUCGCUUGUGAUGAGAUGGAGCGUUCGUUGCACGAUGCUCUUUGUGUCGUUAAGCGAGUUCUUGAGUCAAAGAGUGUGGUGCCUGGUGGUGGGACAGUUGAAGCCGCUCUUUCAAUUUUUUUGGAGAACUACGCUACUUCAGUUGCAUCUAGAGAACAACUUGCUAUUGCUGAGUUUGCACACUCACUCUUGGUUAUUCCAAAAACCCUUGCAAUGAAUGCCGCACAAGACUCAACUGAACUUGUCGCCAAGCUGAGAGCAUUCCAUAAUGAAGCGCAAAACAACCCAAAGAACCGUCAUCUAAAAUGGUCCGGCCUCAAUCUAGUUACUGGGGUAAUUCGUGACAACAAGUCAGCCGGUGUUUUGGAACCAUCAAUGAUAAAAAGUAAGAGCAUUAAGCUUGCUACUGAAGCGGCCAUCACCAUUCUCCGUAUUGAUGAUCUGAUCAAGCUUUAUCCAGAGAAGAAAGAAGGUGGUCCUUCCUACCAAGAAGCACUUCAGUCCGGCCAACUUGACAUGUAAUCAAGUUUAGUUGCUUUUCGUUAUUGCGAGAAUUUUUCCCCCCCCAUCCCAGUCAUGUAGCAUGAUUUACUUUGGUUCUGCAUGCGCUCGUUGGUUGCUGGCAGUUUUUGGCACAACGAAAUUACACAUUUCACUGUGACCAGAAAUUUGUUAGCUAGUUCUUUGGUUUCUUAUAACAAAAAAUGGUUCCAGACAUGUGUACACUUUUAUAACCUAGCGUUUCGGUAUUAUUUUGCCUGCGAAACGAGUUAAAACCGAAAAUCAAUGUUCAAUAUAUAUCUGUUUGUAA
Molecule: messenger RNA, 2039 nt
Organism: Ciona intestinalis (vase tunicate)
Lineage: Eukaryota; Metazoa; Chordata; Ascidiacea; Phlebobranchia; Cionidae
Product: T-complex protein 1 subunit alpha
Biological process (GO): protein folding
Molecular function (GO): ATP hydrolysis activity; ATP binding; ATP-dependent protein folding chaperone
Source: RefSeq, a predicted model, not a curated record